AAUGGCGGCUCCUGAGAAACACAACAGCGCGUUCAUCAUGGAGUUUAUCAAAUGAUCCUCAGCGAUGUCUGGCGCACACCCACCUGAUAUUACAACCCUUGAAACAUGGAUCACAGAUGACAAGGAUGACUUUUAGAGACACCUGGCUAUCUUUCAUCACUAUAAAAUGUCGAGUAAUCUGAAGCAACACAUUACCUCUAUGGUGAAAGAACUCAUUCCACUCGGUAUUCCACGGCGCCAAAGUUCAGAUGGCACAUCCCGUCCUGCAUCGGUUAGACCUUGCCUUGAACCCCCUGAGAAGACCCCCAAAGUCUCAAGCGCACAGCCUAAACCCGAACUGCCAGUCAAAAACCCUGAGCUGGGUCGGAGGGAGUCUAAAAUCUUCAACAAGAGCGCUAAGACAGAACUGGACAGAUUGUCAAAUUGCAGUGUUGUUAUGAGAAAGCUACAAGCAAACAGUGGAAACAUUUACCCGUGUAAAGAUGGGUCUCUCAGUCCUAUGACUAAAAAGGACCUCCAGAGGACCAGUUCUUACAAAAGAGACCGAGAUAUAUCUCUGGCUCUCAGUAAAGAGCUGAAUGAAAACCUGAGGCUCAACAAAUGUAUAUUACCUCCCAUUGAUGUUAAGUCUAGAAGACAUACUCUUCCUCAGCCAUCUCACUCAAGGCCAAAUAGUUCAUGCUUAGUCCAGGAGAGACCCAGAAGCUCAUUUAGCACAGCACUGCGAAUCCACCAUCGUCCUGAUCAGAGAAAAGAUAGAAUGGAGCGUAGGGACCACAAAACCUCCAUUUAUAGCAACAUGUCCAAUCAGAAGGAAUCAAGCCCACCUCGUGGGAAGCCUUCUCGAGAGGGCAGAGAGUCCCUUUCUGCAAAAAGAAAACGAGAGUCUAGUACAGGCAGUGAAAAGGAUCACAAACGUCCAUGCGUAGAUGCCCGGCUCACCCCCAGCUUAACCCCCGAUAUAUACUCACCGCCAAAGUUUGUCAAACGGGCUUUUUUGAACUCUGUCAACGAGCCUGUGCUAACCAUAAAAGAUAAACUGACCCCUAAACCACUUUCACAAACAUCAGACCCCAACAAACCAAGACGUUUGCCAUCCAUCUCCAGGCAGCUUUUUAAACGAGAGACCGGCAGUAAGUCAAACACAGAGAGUGACAAAACACAUUUAUUCCAGCCCACUAAACAGCCUAAAGACUCUAUAGUGGCACACGCCAACAAAAAUCCCAAAACUCCACCCAGCCAACCACAUCUGCGCAAAAUCUCCCCCAAGUCAAGCACCACGUUUGACAGCAUUGAGGGCCUCUUUACACCGGACCCCUGCCUGCCAGCACCCAAAACACACAGCAAAAACACAAACGGAGAGCGAGAAGGCAAUGCUGCUCCCACACACACAAGCUCCUUGCCCAGCCUUAAGGAGAGCGUUAAAAUCAGCUCGUCCUCCCAUCGGCCCGAUCUGAGAACACCCAGCUUUGCAGGGCAUGCUGGUUCAUGUAAGAUGGAAUCGGAUGAAAGAACGCUGCUGAAAGUGGAGCAGUCACGCAGCCCCAAGGCUAACAUGCCUGUCCCAGCUGCGAGUGUGAAAGCAGAAGGAUCAAGUGAAAAGAAACGCUCCCCCCUGUGGAAGGAUCCCUUAGAUAUUGAGCUGGGUGAUGAUUCAGAAGAUGAUCUAAGAGAAAGCUGCGCUAUCAACCUGAGCAGCAGCGAUGAGGAUGAGCAGCUCCCUUCCCUCAGGGAGAUCAUGGAUUGGAGAGCCUGCGAGCCCGUUACCCCCGAGAGAGACGCUUUCUCAGAGCCCAACACACCAGUGCCAAAAGCAAAGGCAGCACCCGUGGCACUGAAAGCAAAGACCAAUGCAGUUAGUUACAGAAAUACACUGGAACAGAUGCUGCAGGAGAAGGAACAAUAUCAAAGGUCAAAAGAGCUAGAGAGACAAUUGCUAGAGUCAUGUCAGGAGGACCUGCUGAAUUUAAAUGAGGAUGAGAACAGUGAUGCUAAAGAGGAAGAUAUUUCACUUGAACAAAGGGAAUUUUUGCAAAAGUUCUCGGUCGCCUCAUGUGCCAUUAGGGAGAUCCACCCGGGAGAGGAAAUCUUUACACCGGCUAAGUUUGGUCGACUCUUUAACCACCUGACGCUGGACCUGAGGAAGAUUAGCGUGACUCCACAAAACCGAUCACAACACAUUUUCCUUCAGGCCCGUACUGAACAAGUGCUGUUUCUGAUCAGCGCAGGCUUGUUGAGGACAGCCUAUAUUUCUUUUCCUUGUCAGCCUGAGGUGACACUCUGGCUUUUUCAGAUGAUGUCAGUUCACCCAAACCCCAUCACUUCCUCACGGAUCCUGGACUCGCUGCGAAGCAUCGCUCUGUCUGCUGCUGAGCACAUAGUGGAAAAUCCAAACACUCAAAACCAAAGCCAGAGAUUUAAAGUGUGGGUGCCCACUUUACAGGAUAUCGCGCUAGUGUUCCUUAACAUGGGAGCGUCAUUCAUCAGCCUUUUCCCUCUUGAAGCCCUGCAACCCCCUUUUACCGAGGGAGACCUUUUAGAGUGCUUUCAGCCCGAAGAAACCAGUCACGGAACACGGAUCUCUGACCAAGCUAAUGACACGUUACCAGCACACAAUUUUGAGAAUGUUCUCAGGUACCUGUCUCUGUUUACUGCGUUGUGUCCGAGAGCGUACACAGAUGAAGAGCUGCUGUUGCUUUUAACAGUGGUGUGUCGAAUUGGACUGGAGACUCAUUUACAACUGCUUCCGAUUGGACACUUCACUCUCCUACUACAAAAUCUGCUCAAAAACAUCAAACACUGGGACUUCCAGUUAUCUAAAGCUUGCGAGACGUUGAGUGAUUUGUCAGAGGAUCAUCACAACCUCAGGCGACUCGUUUAUCUUCUGCCAGAUGGCAGUCGUGGAAAGCAAUUAAAACAACACCUGAGCGUGUCUAUCAUCUCUAAGCUUUUAAAUCACACCUGCACUUACAAACCCUCAAACACAGAGUUUAAGCUGUCUGCGCUGAAACCUUUUCUACCUCAUAUGCGCCCCUCAUCCUUGGUGAAAGCCCUCAGGUCUUCAAAGAGCACUGAGGAUUGUCAUGCCACUCUAGACCAACAAGCAUAUUACCUCUGCUACAGCCUUUUGACGUUGACAAAUGAAGCUUCCAAUUUUGAAUUUUUACCCUCAAUCCAGAGAAACGAAUUACGGAGUCUUUCUUCUCAGCUGGAGAAACACAUCAAGUGUGACAUAAGGGAGAGCGAGAAGAUGCUGUACAGGAGCAAAGUGAAGGACUUUGUGGCAAGGAUUUACACCAGGUGGCAGGUGCUUCUUGUACGAACAAGGCCUCAAGAGGGAAAACUAUAUGACUACUGGAAGCCCCUACCGGAGGAUGAGAUACCUAACAGUCCUCAGGGUAAGCCAUGCCUUAGAGCACAAGACACUUCAGACAAUGCCGUAGAAACUCAGACUAGAGAUGUGAACAGUGCAGAGCCAGAGGAAGAUGCUGAGAGCAAAGAAGAGGAGGAGAAGCAGAGGGCUGAAGAACAUGAAGAUCCUCAGGGGAGUGAGGACGUAGCACAGGGGCACGAUGAGAGGACAGAUAACCACAGAGAGAUAAAAGAGCGAAGUCAUGAGGCAACACAACAGCUGAUGGAGCAAAAUGAUGAUGAUGAAAAGCUGAAAGAAAUGCCUGAUGAAAAGCUGGUUGGAAGUUUUGAAGAGUUGAUGGAGAGUGAUGAAGAUCUCAUGAGGAGAAUGGUGGAGCUUCUUAAUGAAGAUGAAGGGCCGUGUAAAGACAGACGAUACGAAAACAAGGAAAACAACAAGGAGUUAGAAGAACUUGAGAACUUGUUAGAGAAAGAUGAAGAGCUGUUAGAUGAAAGCAAUGAAGGAAGGGAUUUGGGAGGGGAUGUGAUCGGACUCGGAGGAGUUUGAGGAAGAAUAGCUUCUCAUGUCAUUUUGAGAGAAUUUGACAUUGCACCUUUUGUUGGCAUUAAUGCACAUUAUGCAAAAAAAUGUAUGUGGGUCUUUUGUGCACUUAUAAAUUGUUUAAUUGUUUCAUACGUGAUGCAUGUUUACGUACUGUUUGUAAUGACCUAAUAUAUGUUCUGUAUUUACUAGUUGUGUCUUUGUUUUUAAGAUGUCAAAAUUAGUCUUAUUGAAUGGCUGUCUACUCUUUCGCAGCAGACACAUUUUUAUGUAAAUAUAUGGCAAUGUCUGCUUUGUUUAAGACUCUCUUCAGUCUCUCAUCUCUUUGUUUAAAACACAUGUACAGUAUAUGGAUGCUGUUAGCUCUCAGGAUCAUGAUGUGUGCUUGUUAUGCUGCUGUCUUGUCUUAUCUGUUCAUUUUUAUUGCUUUAUUUUACAAACAAACAAACAAAAAACAGAUCUUUAUUCAGAAACACAAUGUGUGAUUUGGUUUAGUCUUUUAAUUCUACUUUUUUAUACAAAAGCAAGGUCUUAAACCAUUACUAAUGUUGCUACAAACUUUUAUGCGUUAAGACCGUCUCAGAAACCUCAAUAAUUUAGUGGGUGCAGGUUAAAUUAUAAAUAAUUUCAGAGUGGUUUGCUAUAAGGAUAAAUUAUUUAAAAUUUAAGUUUUGUAUAUUGAGGUAUUAAAUAUACCUUGGCUAUUUUUAUGAAAAUAAAUACUUUUGCAGAAAAAGUUCUCUUGUGUGUGUUUCUGCUCAC
Messenger RNA from Triplophysa rosa, 4675 nucleotides. RefSeq names its product SMC5-SMC6 complex localization factor 2 (gene slf2). The record is from RefSeq and is a predicted model, not a curated record. The transcript has 22 exons. NCBI's taxonomy places the organism in Eukaryota, Metazoa, Chordata, Actinopteri, Cypriniformes, Nemacheilidae. Bases 167 to 3919 code for a protein of 1250 amino acids.